AUGGCUAUGCUGACCACAUCUUUUAUCUUUCUCACACUUUUUUCCACACAAAGCCAAGCAAUUAGCAACAACCCACCACCAGUGAAAUGCAUCGAACGAGAGCGGAAAGCACUUUCCGAGUUCCGCAAAAGCCUAACUGACGAAUCGGGCCGAUUAUCCUCCUGGACAGGACAAGAAUGCUGUUCAUGGGCAGGGAUCAGCUGCAGCAACAAAACAGGUCACGUCUUAAGCCUAAACCUUCACAAUCCCACCCCGUUCGAUCCCGACACUUUCUACAACUCCAAGGAUGGAGCUUACAUCUCAUACUACACCAAAUCUUGUUUAAGAGGCCGCUUAAACCCGACUAUACUCAACCUCCACAAGCUACAGUCCCUCGACCUCAGCCACCAGGGGCGAAGCCAGAAAUUUUGGUUGCUGGGGUCGGGACAAACCCCAGGCUCGCCCAUAUAUAGAUCCGCCCCUGCUGGCGGGCGUCGGUGUCGGACGACCCCAGCCACUGAACGUAGCUUCGCCACUGUCAGCCACAACAACUUUUCCGGUUCUCUCAUUCCUAACUUCUUCGGAUCCUUAAAAAAUCUAAGAUAUCUCAAUCUUUCCACCACUCGUUUUGAGGGAGAAUCCCGCCUCGAAAUUUUGGAUGUGAGCGAUUUUUGGAACAACAGGUUGACUUCCAAAAGUCUGCGUUGGGUUUCGGGCCUUUCGUCUUUGAGACAACUGGACCUGUCGGGAGUUUACUUGGGACGAGCCGCGGAAUGGUUGGGUCCACUUUGCGAGCUACCUUCACUGACCAAACUGAACCUUUCAAAUACACUGCUUUCCACCAUUCAUUCUCUUUCACGGCGGGGUGAUUAUUAUUUUCCUUCUCUUGUGUCGUUGAAUCUUCAGUGGAACACUAUAGAUUCGGAUUCUCUUCCGAAUUGGUUGUUUAACCUUAUUGGCCUUGUCGAGCUUCGGCUCGAUGGAAAUGGAUUUCGUGGGCCGAUACCCCAAGAGUUUGGUCGGCUGUCGUCUUUGACAGCUCUUGGCCUCUCGCGUAAUUUUUUCAACGGGUCCUUGACGGAUUCUUUGUUCGGGCUGAGUAACUUGAUUUAUUUGGACGUGUCGCAAAACCAGCUUGAGGGGACGAUUUUGGAUGGUAUUACUACUAAUCUUUGCAAUUUGAAGUAUUUGGAUUUGUCUGCCAAUGAUUUCAGAGGACGUAUCCCCGGGUUUGGAGCUGAUCAAAAUGGAGGGGAAGGUUGUUUUGAGGAUCUACAGAAUCUUCGAGCUUCUCACAACUCGUUAACCGGACCCAUCCCGGCUUCAUUCGGAAGUCGGAACACUAUUCUCUCUAAGGGAGUUGGAUAUUAA
Messenger RNA from Striga hermonthica, 1350 nucleotides. The record is from the annotation of a GenBank genome assembly. Lineage: Eukaryota; Viridiplantae; Streptophyta; Magnoliopsida; Lamiales; Orobanchaceae.